AGCACAAUGAGCGUGAGUAUUUUUACGGUGACAUCAAAGAGUGCAGUGCUGCGCUGGAGCAGAUAUGAAGGUGCAUUGUCCUACAGAGUUACAGCUUCCUCCGGAAACUCUCCAGUCCCUGUGGUCUUUGCCAACUUCGGACAGAAUACUAUUAUGGGCUCCGUUAAUUCCCUGAACCCCAACACUGCAUACACUUUUCGUGUUGAAGCCCUGGGCAGCCUCAUGAACGUUUUGUUGGCAGAUGCUAAUGUGGAUGGAUCUACUGCUCCUGAUGUGCCCACCAUUAAGAUGGCCUCUUCUAAAGAAAGCCAUAGUAUCACGAUGGAAUUCACUGAUGUCUCCGGUGCAACGUCCUACAUCCUGCGCGCUGAGACAAAUGAUGGAUCUUUCUUCUCUGAGAUCCCAGUACCCUCGUCUCCGGGGACUGUCACCAACCUCCAGCCAUACACAGACUACACUCUCAGUGUCAUGUCCGUCAACAGUGCAGGCAGAAGCCAGCCAUCCACCUCCGUGGAGGCAAAGACAGUCCUUCCUGCUCCUCAGUUCAACACCAGCUCUCCCAGUAACAGCAGUAUCCUGGUGAAGUGGGAGCCAGUCAAUCACGCUGUCCUCUACAGCCUCAGCAUCAUCAAAGAGGGCUCAUACAACCGAAGUCGAUUCAACACCACAGACACUCAGUUCCUCCUUCAAGACCUGGAGGCAGGAACCUCUUAUUGUAUUAAGGGAAAUGCCUGGAGUCCUGAGAACAUUCCCGGAGAUGACUUAACAAUUUGCCAAAUCACACGUCCUCCCACUCCCCAGUCUGUUGCUCUGGUGGUGACAAGCACCCCUGACGCAGGUAUUGUGGUGUCGUGGGACUCAGCCAAGGGUGCAGAGCAGUAUGUUGCCUUGAGCUUGACUGGCCAGAACUGCUCAUCUAGUAACUCCUGCAUCCUGAUUCCUUUGAGCUGCGGAGAGACAAACUCUGUCACUGUGAGCGCUAUCAACCAGGCCGGAAACAGUGUCCCCUCAUUCCCAGUUCAGAUUAUUUCAUUCCCUUGUCCCCCACAGCCUAUCUGGGUGGAGGAGGUGGUGGCUGGUAACUGCUCUGUGAAGUGGAGCUCUGUCGCUCACGCAGAGUACUACACUACCUUUAUUAAGAGUGAUGAUGGCAUCGAGGGGACGUGCAACUCAACUGAGACACAGUGUCAGUUUCACUGCAGCUGCGGAUACUCCUACAUCAUGAGUGUGUUUGCACACAACCAGGCUGGACCCACCCCGGGACCUCUCGUCAACCACACCACCUUGCCUUGCUGUCCAAAUCUCACGUCAGUUUCUGCAGUUUCUUGGGAGACGCUUAUGAUAGAGUGGUCUCCUGUGCGUGGUGCGGAUCUGUACGAGACUCGUGCUGUGGAUGCAACAGAAACGAUCCUGUGUAACGACACGGCACCCAGCUGUGCCCUCUCUGACCUCACUUGCAACAGCAGGUACAGCGUAGUCGUCAUACCAUGCAACGACGUAAGCGGCUGCAACCUCACCUGCAGUCCACAAACGCAUGAAACAGCUCCAUGCAUGCCUGAAAUCAAAAGUGUGAGCCAGAGUAACGCAUCUACUGUGCUGGUUAACUGGACUUCUGCUAACACUGCUGCCAACUACACUGUCAUUGUGGUUGGCGCAGCGGGCGACGACCAUGUCUGUCACUCAAAUGGCACUUCCUGUCAUGUGCCCAACCUGCCCUGUGGCUCCAACUUUGAUGUCAGUGUCACAGCGUCCUCCUCAGCUGGAAAUAGCAUGCCCAGCUACACCGUUCUCCUGGAAACAGCACCUUGUUGCCCAGACAAUCUUAUGGUGAGCCAGGUGACCCAGGCCAUGACCAACGUGACCUGGUCGACCGCUAGUGGUGCCUUGACCUACAUCGCCUCUCUGUCUUCACCACGAGGCAAUGCGCAGUGUCACACCAUGGACACCGGAUGCAUAAUGGGAUGCAUCACCUGCGGCACUAAUUACACUGUCUCCCUGGAAGCCAUCAGCCAUACUGGGCACAAGGCGGAGUGCACAUAUCAUGGAUUUUCAGCCAGUGACUGCUGUCCCUCGGGCAUCCGUCUCUUUCGAGGAACCAAUAACACUCUGCGUGUGCGCUGGAGGUCAACCAGCGCCCUCACCAAAUACACAGCAGAGGUCAAGGGGAACAGCACUCACGUGUGCAGCCCAGAGCCCGGCUGCAACACAUGUGACGUGUCAGAGAUCGUGUGUGGUCAGGUGUACUCAGUAGUCGUCGCCCCACUCAAUCGAGACGGAACCAAGGUCCCGUUCUGUAACAGAAGGAUGUAUUCAGUCUCAUGCGUGGGCAGCAAUGUCGGACUGGUUCUCUAUCAAGGAAAAAGAUAAUGAUGGGGCGGAUGUCCUUCAGACAGUGAGCUUCUGGUAAUAUUGGAUGACUGGAUUCUUCAGAAAAUGCCCUUGAACCUGUAUCGAAUACUUUACAACACCAUAAUUUACUGUAUUGGCUUAUGAAGUCAGGCAGUGAACAAAUUUGAAUGUUAUUACUUGAAUAAUGUCAUUAGUCAGGAUUCAACACUGUCCAAUCACUGAUGUUUAUAUAUUUAAAUUGCUUUAAAGAUAUGUAAUGACACUGAUUAAUGGGAGAAUCUUUAAGAGGAAUUUGCACGUUGCAAGAUUUUCUUUCAACACACGAUGAAUGUAUAUUAUUAUUAUAUUAACUUAAUUUUCAGGGAUCCCUAGUAUUAUCUCAGGGAUUUUCACUAAACCCAAUUCAUGAUAUAGUGUGUCAAAUUAUUUUCUGCAACUGGAAUUUCUAGGAUUCUCCCCUCAAAAAUCAGUUGAUAGUAAACUAAAAGUUAUUUUAGUGAAGCACUUCUUUGCAACAUCCAAACAGUGGCAGUGAUUACAUCUAUGCAUCAGUUUAUAAUAAUUGAAUAAAAUGAAACAGUAAUUUCCCAGUUUUUAAAACAGGAGGAUCACUCUGAGAGAUAAAUGAACCUGAACUCCUCUACAGUAAGCAGUGCCUCUGAGGGAAAUAUAGGUCUGUUUGUUAAUUAAACUUCCCUUGGAUGUUUGUCAAAUUUGUCAUGAUAUAAAUUAACAUCUAUAUUUUGACAAUAAAAUUCAUCCCCUGCAUUAAUAAAGUGUGUCUGUGUUUGCUUCCCCAUCAUUAGAGAGAGGCACAUACAUUUCCACAACUGUUAUAAG
Messenger RNA from Megalobrama amblycephala (Wuchang bream), 3189 nucleotides. Its product is annotated as fibronectin type III domain-containing protein 7-like. Gene Ontology annotation, molecular function: protein binding. The record is from RefSeq and is a predicted model, not a curated record. Lineage: Eukaryota; Metazoa; Chordata; Actinopteri; Cypriniformes; Xenocyprididae.